UCAAAUUACUGAAAUAGACUGUGAUUUUUUUUUUACAGAUUUUUUCCGUAUAUUUAAAAUAUGGUUAAAACAUAAAGAAUGGAAAAUCUACAUUGUUUAUUUAAAAAAGUAUCUAUUUUUACAAAUACUUUUUAUCAUACAGCCUACAAAUAAAACGGAUAUGUGACCUGGUGUGACAUUAAUUGAUGAAUAUUACUAAUGUUGUUUGAAGAUUGUGCCCGUGAGCCAGCGCCUCUGAUAAAAGCUGCAUGAUUAAGAAAAACACAAAGCUGUCUGUUAUUAAACACAAACGAACGAAAUAAAUGCUCUUCUGUUCAAAUAUAAAUGCGUCCAUGACGCGAUAUGUUUUUAAACUACUUCGUCUGAAAGAGCUGAUGAGUCAGUUUUAAAUCUGAAAGAGUUCGUGGCGCGCAUCAGAAUCAGACUUCACUACUUUGACUGACCAAUAUUAUUCCGCUUGUUAAAGUAGUUCUGCUGCGUUCAGUGCUUUGCCACGCAUUUAAUUUCAUAAUUUAGUACGAUAACAUCAUAGAAUACAUUCUUUCUUUAAGUAGCCUACGCGCAUAUUUAAAUGACAGCUAUGAAGAUUUUAUAUUUUUGAAAUGUAAGAAGGAUACACCCUCACAAAGCACACAGUGGAGCAGCUGCGCAGUGCGCGUGACCGUGACAGGACCUCACCUCAGAAUUACCGCCAAUUUUUGGAUUAGAGGCGAAGCAGAAAAGUUGCGUGAGCUGCCAAAAUCAAGAUCAGUGUGAAAAGGUCAGGCUCACAAUGUGAAGAUGUCUGCAAGUUACUCUUUUUAAAGCUGUGGUGUUUCUGUAAAGACCUUAAAAGGUAAUGUACAACAUCAAGGGCUCCACAGAAAUGAGGCACAUUACCUAUAUCCAUGUUGCAUAGCAUUGCCUGAUGAAGUGGACUCUACUGGACUUCCAAGUACACCCUGCAUAAUUGUGUGUUGUAUGUUUAAAAAUGACAAAGUGAAGCUAUAUUUAAUAUUUGUUGGUUUUCCUUUUCUAUUUUAUCACAGUGUUAUAGAUCCCUUUUUUCUUCAUGUUACAAUAGGAUGUUCUCCUUUGACUGCCGAGUAAUUCGUUGUCUGUGGACCAGGUCAUUGUUAACAGCCACAUCACCAUGUUCAGUGAUGCUAUCAGGUUGAUGUUGGCCUCAUACUACUGCCUGAACAUUUCCUAUCCAGAUGACCAAGGAGCAACAUUGGAAUUUGUGGAGAGAUGCCUUUUCAAGAUAAACCCAGAGAAGGGAUCCAAAAUUCUAAAGAGAACAUCAAGAAACCAAAAGGCGGCCGCAGCCUGCUGCCGUGGCAGAAACUAGUGCCUUUGGAAAGCGAUUCCCUGCUUCAUACAGGAACUUUUAUAUUGAUCUAAGAUGGGAAACUCUGAGAGUCAGUACACCAUCCACCACUCCCAAAGCAGUAGCUGUAUCAUUCCUGACAGACCAAAUCAUUAUUCAUCCAGGAUAUGUUCUACCGGAGACAGCAUUUCAUUGCCUUGCAGUGAUAGGAAUGCGGGGUUAAGAUUCAGGACCCCAUCGAAGUCUGACCACACUUUUAUAUCACGCAACUAUGAGUACAUCUCACGUAAAUUAAAGAGUAAUGUCAAUGGUCAGUGCAAUGAGGUUUCAGACGUCAUGUUUCCUGAAGGUGGCCUGUUGGAGAAGAGUGGUGCUGGGGAAAAGAGUAAAGGUUAUUUUGCUUUCAACACAGUGAAAACAACUAGAAAGAGUAUUAGCCUUCAGGACUUUGAGAAACAAAGCAGUCCAAGGGUUGUGAUUAAGAAAGAUGACACUGGAAGAGUAGAUUUUAACCAUGUAUCUGACAGUGCCCUUCUCUCCGACAAAUGCUCUGGACCAGUUCAGCUCCUCAGGUUUUCCCCUACCAUAGACUCCAGUUCUAAUAUAUUUGGAGUAACACCAUCAUUAGUAGUCAAAUUGGAGGCUCAGCAACCAGUUGGACACUUCAAGAGAACAAAAGGCAGCUCUUCGACCUCUGAUGACUCCCUGUUUGACUUGCCCUGGACCUGUGGGACUUGUGUAGAACCUAAUGAUUCAGACAUUACCUACUCUAACAGUGAAACACAAAGUAUUUCAGCAAGAAAGGUUGGAGUUUUUGGCCAAAGGUCACCUGACAUUACUAUAGGUGACCUCUGCAAGGAUCCUAAAAUUGAUUCCACAUUUUUGCAGUUUUCAAAUCAUAGCCCUUUAAAUCAAAGAACCUCAUUUGUAUCUGUGAUGGAGGAAUCUAGCUUAGAUGGAUGCCAAGGGGAAAAGCAGUAUUCCUUCUUCACCUUACCUCGCCAGAAACCUAAGCCUGUUCUAGAGAGUACGAGAAAGAGCGAGACAAUAAGGAACAAAUUGAGGCAUAUCCGUUACUUGACAGGAAGCUUGACCAGGAAAAAGAAGUUACAGGAGCCAAAGUAUAAUGAGCCCACCAAUUGCUUUGAUAGUGGUGUGGAUGGCCUGACUGCAGACACAAGUUCUCCUUCUCAAGUCUUCAGCCUUCUGGGUGUCUCCGGUGACACAUCUCAAACCCACUGUCAAUCUCAGCCACUACAGUUCUGCAGCUGUUCUGAUGGCGCCCUUCUUUUGGACACUGAGCAGAAAAACGUCUACAAGAACUUCAUGAAGGAGUUAAUGGCUGGCCGGCCUUCAGCAGAAGGUGGAGGUGAGGAGUCGGGUGAGAAUUUCACAGAUGAUACUGAGAGCAGUUGUCAAGAAACCCUCGGCUCGCUAAAGCAGAUAGACUUACUGUUUGAGAAAGAGCAAGGAGUUGUUCGACGGGCUGGGUGGCUCCACUUCAAGCCUUUGCUUACUGUACAGAAGGACAGAAAGCUGGAGCUAGUGGGUCAUCGAAAAUGGAAGAAAUUCUGGGUCACUCUAAAGGGUUGUACUCUCCUGUUCUAUGACAGCUAUGGAAAAGCUUUUUCAGACCAAGAGCUGUCUCCAUGCUGUGCCCUGUUAGCUGAUGAUGGCAUAGUCCAGGCUGUUCCUGAGCAUCCCAAGAAGGAGAAUGUGUUCUGCCUCAGUAAUGUCUAUGGUGAUGUCUAUCUUUUUCAGGCCUCUAAUCAGACUGACUUGGAGAAUUGGGUAACAGCCAUCCAUUCUGCUUGUGCAUCUCUGUUUGCCAAACGCAAUGGGAAGGAGGACACAUUGCGUUUGUUACAUGGAGAGAUCCGUGGGAUUCUUCAGAAGAUUGACAUGGACAGCAAGAUGAAAAAAAUGGCUGAGCUUCAUUUGCCCAUUGUUGGUAAUCCCAAGAAUAGGAAGGCUAUUGAAGACCAGAUUCAACAAUGGGAACAGAACCUUGAGCGAUUCAACAUAGACCUAUUUCGCAUGCGCUGCUACUUGGCCAGUCGUCAAGGGGGAGAGCUACCCAACCCCAAGAGCCUCCUGGCCACAGCCAACCGCUCAUCCAAAGCUGCAGUGGCACGACUGGGAAUCUUCUCUGUUUCCUCAUUCCAUGCACUGGUCUUUUCCAGGGAUGAGGCAACAAUGCGAAAACAUUCUCUGUCUCUAUGCCAACAUGGUCACUGUAAGAAAGGUUUUUUUUCAUCAAUCAAGGGCCUGAACACUCUUACCAGGAAGGGUCAUGAAAGAAAGCCAUCGGAUUCACAGCGGCUUUUAGCUAAUAUUUACUCAAUUUUACCACCUGAAGGCAGCCGAAGGAAUUGCAGCCAGGAUAUCCCAAUUUGUGUAUACAUGCCAAAUUACCAGACUGUUACAAUUCUUCUUAAAAGUCAUCACACUGUAAGGGAUGUCUUGACUGAGGCCUGCAUGCUCAAGGGCCUUGACCCCUAUUUGCACUGUUUAAAGCUGAGGAGAUGUGUAGGAGACAGGAUGGAAAUAUUUGCACCAUCAGCUCAUGAACUUCUGCAGGACUUGUCAUAUGAUGAUCUUGAGGUUUGCCGACUAAACAACUUCACUCUGCAUAUUUCUCGACCAACUCUAACUGUAGACUUCGGGUUUGCUGUUACAGGCUAUGUUGACAGCAACAGAAACAGUCAUAUCACUGUCAAUGAAGUUCUCCCUAAUGGGCUUGCUUUCAGAAAAGGUCUCAGGCCCGGUGAUGAGAUCUGGUUUUUGAAUGGAUUUGAGGUGUCUUCUCUGGACCUAGCUCUGAUCCCAACUUUAUUUAAGGAUCUGACUGUGAAGCUGACUGUGAAACGCCCUCUGCCCUCCACCCAAUACCAUACAGAUACAAACACAAGGCCUCUAAACAGAAACUGUACCAAAAAACACCACAGAGCCAAGUCGUCAACAGAUGUGUCCUGUGCGGCAGAAAUCUUGGGUUUAACUGUAGAUAAUGAUAUUCAGCUUCAGCGACACAGCCGUCAUCAUACAGUGCAUCAUAGCAAGAGUGUGGACACCGUGUGUUCUUUGUAUCAGUACUACCAGGAAGAUUCUGGAAUUUUGAUGGAGGGCCAGAGGGAGUCAAGGGGGCCAGAACCAUCCACGCUGAGGCCCUAUCCAUGGCAUAUGUCUGCCACAGAGAGACUAUGCAAGGUCAUUCAGGAAUUAGUAGACACGGAGAAAUCCUAUGUAAAGGAUCUUAACUCCCUGAUUGAAAUAUACCUAAAUCCCUUGCAAAAGGAGAGCUUUCUCACCCAAGAUGAGCUGGAGAGCCUAUUUGGAAGUCUUCCAGAGAUGCUGAGCUUCCAAAAAGUUUUCCUGCUGACCCUGGAAGAGAAGAUUAGUUCCUCUCCAAACUUCACCAUACUGGAGACCCCUGUGCAAUUCAAGAAGCUGCUCUUCUCCCUUGGUGGAUCAUUUCUAUAUUAUGCGGAGCACUUCAAACUUUACUGUGGUUUUUGUGCAAACCACAUCAAAGUGCAAAAGGUUCUGGCACGAGCUAAAACAGAUCGAUCCUUUAAGGAGUUCCUUGAUGCAAGAAAUCCAACUAUGCAGCACUCGACUACUCUAGAGUCCUACCUUAUCAAACCAGUACAGAGAGUGCUGAAAUACCCACUGCUUCUCCGCGAGCUGGUAUCUCUAACAGAUAUAGAUAGUGAGGAGCACUACCAUCUCACAGAGGCAUUGAAGGAAAUGGAAAAAGUUGCUAGCCACAUAAAUGAGAUGCAGAAGAUCUACGAGGACUAUGGUGCAGUUUUUGAUCAGCUGGUAGCAGAACAAAAUAGCACCGAGAAGGAGGUCAGAGAUAUUUCAAUGGGACAGUUCCUCGUGCAUUCUUCUGUCAUCUGGCUCAACCCGUCCCCAUCACUGGGCCGUAUGAAAAAGGAUCCUGAGCUUACUGUAUUUGUUUUCAAGAGAGCUGUGAUUCUGCUGUACAGAGAGAUCAACAAAACGAAAAAGAAAACGCCAAUAUCAAGAUCAGCUCAAGGAAAUCAGGUUCCAUUUGAGCUUCGCUGGCUCAUUCCCCUGUCAGCUCUGCAGAUUAGACUUGGCAAUACUGGAGAGACUGGCUGGGAGUUGAUCCACACCAAAUCAGAAAAAGUGGGCAGGCCUGAGACGGUUUUCCAGUUAUGUAGCAGCACCCUAAAGUGCAAACUCAACAUCAUCAAGGCGAUUCGCUCCAUCCUGAGGGAGAAUUUGCGGCAAAACAUGAAUAGAACUGAGCAACCUGCUGAAAGAACCUGCAAAAAGCGACUUAGUCCCCUCCGGAAGACUCUGCCAGCCUCUGCUAAACUAGGGUCUUCUCGAGCGUCUUGGCUCUGCAAAAAGACUUCAAAUGACACUUGCCACUCCCUUAAUGACCUGCUGAGGCAUGCUCUUCCCGAUUCAGAUUCAACAAGUACAAGCAGUUUGACCACCAGCAGUGCCAGUGCUCCUCUGGAUACCCCAUCAGAUCUACCAGUUCAUCAGACUGGCCUUAAAGAAUCCAUCAUCGAUGAGGACAAUGAAUACUGUGAGCAAAAUGAACGUCAAGACUCUCAACUCUUGGGCUCUGCUAUCGAGACCAAAUUUCAAAAGCUUCAAUUGACAGAAAAGUCAUCCCAGGGACCUGCUCCUUGUGAGGAGCCAGAGACUGAAGUGGACGACCUAGAAAGGCAGGCUUUUAUCAAACGAGCUCAUUUCUGUGCAAUGAAUCGCACGACUGGCAGAGGCAGCACGAACAGCUUCAGACGAGAACAGGUGUCACUAGGGAACAUGCGUCGACACAGCCACUCAUUGGACAGCCAGACAGAGUCGAUGGCAAAUAACGUGGACCUUAAUUCACUACUGGAACAAGAUUUCAGCGUGCAGAGCUUGACUUCUGUUGUCAAUGAGGACAUUUUCUAUGACAACACGACAGAGGCACAAAAUGGUGCUGCAACAACCUCUUAGCAUCCCUUACCAAGGCAAAACAUUUGAGCUGUGCUUUACUGGUAAAACAACUGGAAAUAAACUACAGGAAAGGUCAGGUUACAGUUUUGCCUUGUAUUAGGAACACUACAAUACAUUUUAAUUUAGAUUUAAUGAUUUGCUUUUUAUAAACCUUAUUUAUUGAAAAGGUUAUAUUUCUAUUAACCAAGUAGGUGGGUUCAGAUUUGUAUGUGUUUAGUGUUGUAUUAAAUGGUUUACCAAAGCUCUCACAAUGCAUGUAAACCACAUACUUUCCUUAUGAUCUGCAAAAUGUACGACUGUAACAUUUCAUAUUCAUCAUUUAAUUAAACAUGUAAUUCUUAAUGUGCUUACCAUUCAAAUAAAGUCAGCAAUCGAUGUGGGUAUUUUUA
This is a messenger RNA of Triplophysa dalaica, 6684 nucleotides long. RefSeq names its product TIAM Rac1 associated GEF 2a (gene tiam2a). The coding region runs from base 1385 to 6295 and encodes 1636 amino acids. NCBI's taxonomy places the organism in Eukaryota, Metazoa, Chordata, Actinopteri, Cypriniformes, Nemacheilidae. Gene Ontology annotation, cellular component: membrane; synapse. The transcript has 28 exons. The record is from RefSeq and is a predicted model, not a curated record. Gene Ontology annotation, biological process: small GTPase-mediated signal transduction; positive regulation of axonogenesis; activation of GTPase activity. Gene Ontology annotation, molecular function: protein binding; guanyl-nucleotide exchange factor activity.